This is a messenger RNA of Aspergillus nomiae NRRL 13137, 714 nucleotides long. RefSeq lists its product as uncharacterized. The transcript has a single exon. The record is from RefSeq and is a predicted model, not a curated record. Bases 1 to 714 code for a protein of 237 amino acids. Lineage: Eukaryota; Fungi; Ascomycota; Eurotiomycetes; Eurotiales; Aspergillaceae.
AUGCAAGAAGACCUUGUGGCACUUUUCUCCCGGCAAAUGCGUAUGGAUAUACCAAUACCGUCUGGCAGUCAGGAGAUGCUACCAGCCGUCCAUCCUCCGGUCGCGUACAGUAUCACCCAACACUAUCAUCACUCCUCGCAUGUGGCCCGCUGCACCUUUCCAGCAGGCUCACCAGAGCAGGAUGAGCCCUUGGAUCCUAACGUGACUCCAAGCUCAGUACAUGAAAUGCUGAGAUUGCAAAACAUCAACCCAUCAUCCCUUACUCCCACACAGCUACAGUUAUUUGAGAAUGCAAUGCCAGAGCAACGAUCACGCUUAAUCCAGAUCUGGCAAAUCUUCCCAGAGUCUAGAGAUGCAUCCACCGACCCAAGCUUGGAGAGGGUGAAACAGUCGAGCUCCGAGCUUUAUGCAUAUUCUUCAGGAGGGGCAGCGAUCAAUGCACAUGAUUCAAACCUAUCAGCUCAUAUGGGUUAUAUUGAUGAUUUGGACAUGUGUGAUUUAAUGCACGAUGGAGGUAACGAUGAAGAUGGACACCAGUAUGCCGAGCCAUAUAUGAUAUCCGGUUAUGAAGUUCUUGCACAGAGAGACUAUGAACUAUGUGCAGGUAAAAUUGUGCCUGUGAUGAAUGAGCCGACGACGGGGUCACCAUAUAAGCUGUCAAACGACCCUAUCUACAGGGCUCAGGGUCAUCAAUGGUGGGAAAAGAUACGUUGA